Molecule: messenger RNA, 813 nt
Organism: Thlaspi arvense
Lineage: Eukaryota; Viridiplantae; Streptophyta; Magnoliopsida; Brassicales; Brassicaceae
Source: the annotation of a GenBank genome assembly
AUGGCUGAUGAAAAUAAUGAGAUGAAGGAAGAGGUCAAGGACGAGCAAGAACUCGCACCAUUUGAUCCAACCAAAAAGAAGAAGAAGAAGAAAGUUGUCCUUCAGGAUCCUAUCGAGGACUCAACAGAGGCACAGGCGGAGAAAUCUGAUUCGUUGCCUGCCAAUGAUGGUGUUGAGAGUUCUUUUGCUGGACUGAAGAAAAAGAAGAAGAAGCCGGUUGAAUCAAGCUCAUUGAAUGACGAAAGUGUCGAUGCUGCAGAAGAUUUGAAUGAGAAUGCUAAUGACGAGGAAGAGGUGGAAGGAAUAGAUCUACAGCAGCAGCGUUACCCAUGGGAGGGAAGUGAUAGAGAUUACAUAUACGACGAGCUUCUUGGUAGAGUCUUUAACAUUCUACGUGAAAACAACCCUGAGCUCGCUGGAGAUAGGCGUCGCACUGUUAUGAGGCCUCCUCAGGUUCUUCGUGAGGGGACAAAGAAGACAGUGUUUGUCAACUUUAUGGACCUUUGCAAGACGAUGCAUCGUCAACCAGAUCAUGUUAUGAAUUUCUUGCUUGCUGAGUUGGGUACUAGUGGUUCGCUUGAUGGGCAGCAAAGGUUGGUUGUUAAGGGUAGGUUUGCACCCAAGAACUUUGAAGGGAUUUUGCGGCGAUAUGUCAACGAGUACGUCAUUUGCUUUGGUUGCAAGAGCCCAGACACCAUUCUUUCAAAGGAGAAUCGUCUCUUCUUUUUGCGGUGCGAAAAGUGUGGAUCUGGACGAUCUGUGGCGCAGAUCAAAGCUGGUUUUGUUGCCCGUGUUGGUCGCAGGAAGACCUGA